This is a messenger RNA of Saccharomyces kudriavzevii IFO 1802, 1344 nucleotides long. RefSeq names its product amidase (gene NTA1). The transcript has a single exon. Bases 1 to 1344 code for a protein of 447 amino acids. Gene Ontology annotation, molecular function: protein-N-terminal glutamine amidohydrolase activity; protein-N-terminal asparagine amidohydrolase activity. The record is from RefSeq and is a predicted model, not a curated record. NCBI's taxonomy places the organism in Eukaryota, Fungi, Ascomycota, Saccharomycetes, Saccharomycetales, Saccharomycetaceae. Gene Ontology annotation, biological process: protein catabolic process.
AUGACCAAUAAGCUUCUAGUGUCUUUGAAGGUACUUAUAAUCCAGUUGAAUCCUCAAAUAGGGCAAAUAGACCAAACUAUCAAAAGAACGUGGUCCAUCUUGGAUAAAGUGACGAAAAGUUCUACAUAUGUGAAGCCUGAUAUAAUUCUAUUUCCGGAGUUCGCCUUAACUGGGUACAGUUUCCAUUCUAGAAAGGAUAUCCUGCCCCAUGUCACCGGAAAAGAUGAAGGGCCCUCUUUCCAAUUGGCUAAAUCAAUAUCCGAGAAGUUCCAAUGCUAUACUAUAAUAGGGUAUCCUGAGAAAGCAGAUGAACAGAAACUAUAUAAUUCUGCCCUUGUGAUGAAUCCCCAGGGGAAGCGGAUAUUCAAUUAUAGAAAGACUUUUCUUUAUGAUACCGAGGAGAAAUGGAAUUGUGAAGAGAAUUCAGAGGGAUUUCAGGUGUUUCCCAUGAAUUUCCCAAAACGUGCCAAGCUUCCUGACGAGGACACUUUUGAAAGAGAUGUGACUCUCAAAACUUCAAUAGGCAUCUGUAUGGACUUGAGUCCUUACAAAUUCAAGGCUCCCUUCAACCAUUUCGAAUUUGCUACGUUUUGUGUGGAUAAUGACGUCGAGUUGGUCUUGUGUCCUAUGGCAUGGUUGAGUUCUACUUCUGUCACUGAUAAGCAGAUUCAGAAUAACGUCUUGUUAUUGGAAUCUGCCAAGAACAAAAUAGCGUUGAGCUUGAAGGAGCAAGGACUGCCAUUAAUUGGGUCUCAGGGUGAAUACCAGCUUAAAAUUGGCGAUUCGCAACGUACUUCCCCGGUGCCUUCUGACGACUGUACUGGCGAGUAUAAAUAUAUGGAUGUGCCAGACAUGUCGAAUGUAAAUUACUGGAUUUUGCGAUUUUUCCCCUUUCUGUACUAUAAAAGAAGAAGUCAGUGGUUUAGAGAUACGUCACUCGUAGAGAAUAUCCUGACCAGGAGUAAAAUGCCUCGAGAUCAUGAAUACUAUAAGAAUGGGAAGCAUAAAGAAGAGGCCAUGGGCGUUCUAAAUUCUAAAGGAGUGACAAAAGACGCUCUACUAGAAAAGACAUUUUUGGGAGCAUCUCUGAGACAACCUUGGAAGUUUGAAGGUAAAAAUGUCGUUUUGGCGGUGGCUAACAGAUGUGGUACUGAGGACGGGACGACGAUCUUUGCAGGAAGUUCCGGUGUCUAUAAAUUCAAUGGUAGGGAAGUCGAAGACCCUAAAGGAAGUGAGGAUAGCCCGCUUGACUCCCUAAAUGAAAGUGUAGAGCUGCUGGGUAAUUUGGGUAAAGGCUUGGAAGGUGCGAUUUUACGUGAUGUUCAGUUUGAAGUACUACGGUGA